UCUAGGGAUUCCAUCAAGCUGGAUGACCUGAAGGCGGAGGUAUCACCACGGAUUUCAGCAGAAGAUCUGAUUGACUUGUGCGAGUUGACAGGACCUAGUCAUUCCAAAACACCUGUAAAGAAGACAAAGUCUAGCAAGCCAAAGCUGCUGGUAGUGGACAUUCGUAACAGUGAAGACUUUAAUCGUGGCCACAUUGCUGGCAGCAUCAAUGUCCCAUUUGGAUCAGCAUUUACUGCAGAAGGGGAUCUCGUCCAGUGCCCAGCAACUGCCAUGCUCCAGAGCUUUAAAGGAAGAGUUGUGGUGAUUGUAGGAAAUGCAGCGAAGAACACAGCUGCUUUUGCAGCUCAUCUGGUGAAAAACAAGUACCCAAGGGUCUGCAUCCUAGAUGGAGGAAUCAACAAGAUCAAGCCAACUGGUCUCCUUACUGUUCCUUCACCACAAAUUUAAGUGACUGUAAACGUUUAGGACAAUCUAUCUGAACAGGGCUUAUCAUACAGCAUGGAUAUUGCAAACCAAAAGGGCUUUGUGGCAUCUUCAUUGUACAAGCUGUCCUGAUGAUCAAUGUCU
Merops nubicus (carmine bee-eater) is the source of this 567-nucleotide messenger RNA. It is a transcript of the gene TBCK, whose product is annotated as TBC1 domain containing kinase. The transcript has 3 exons. The record is from RefSeq and is a predicted model, not a curated record. The annotation marks the transcript as partial. Lineage: Eukaryota; Metazoa; Chordata; Aves; Coraciiformes; Meropidae.